Corylus avellana is the source of this 732-nucleotide messenger RNA. NCBI's taxonomy places the organism in Eukaryota, Viridiplantae, Streptophyta, Magnoliopsida, Fagales, Betulaceae. The record is from RefSeq and is a predicted model, not a curated record.
AUGAGGCUCUUGAACCCCAACGAUUUCAAGAAUAAGGAUGUUGAUCCAACCAUGUCUGCCAUUGAUAUGUUAUCAGUGGCUGCUGAGGUUGCUGCUCGCAUAUAUGACCAAGAACAAAAAGGCUUGAAGCGAAGCCGUGGCGGGAGUAGUUUCCAACAGAAAAAGAAGUCUAAAAGGAAGGAAGAAAAACCCAAAACGGGAUCGAAGAGGUCGAAGCUGGACAUGCCAACCCUUCCAAACCCUCCGCCGGACUUGCCUGAGGAAUUCAGGAAUCGUAUCGAAGCAAUGGGUGGAAGGCAAGUGGUUUUGGUUAUACAAAAAGCCCUCUACGACACUGAUCUAAAGAAAAACAACAGCCGUUUAUCCAUACCUUUAAGACAGAUCGAGGGGGAUUUUUUGAGAGAUGAUGAGAGAGAAUCUCUCAUACAACAGAAUGAAAUGAAAGUUUCAUUUAUCGAGCCCUCGCAUAAGGUGAACAAUAUGAUUUUGAGGCAAUGGGACAUGCGCAAAGACUCCGGGAAAACAUGCUCACAAUACGUGUUGAGGACUUUUUGGAACGAGGUUUCCCAAGAGAAUGGACUCGGGCUGAAGGAUGUGGUCCAAGUUUGGUCUUUUCGGGUUGACAAUGAACAAAAACUCUGCCUGGCUCUUGUUGUGGUUAGCCGAUGUGGUGGCAACGAGGGAGAAAGUAGCAGCCAUGAAGCUAGAGAUGGAGAAGGAGUGGGGGUGUAG